AUGCUGUCAUUAUAUAUAGGUGUCUACAGGGCAUUGUACGAUUAUGUGGCCCAGUCUGAUGAAGAACUUAACAUUAGUGCUGAUGACUUGUUAUACUUGUUAGAAAGGUCAGAAGUAGACGACUGGUGGAAAGUUAAGAAAAGGGUAAUUCCAGCUGGCGACGAAGAAGUUGACGAGCCAGUUGGGUUGGUUCCAUCGAAUUAUAUUGAAGAGGCGCCAAUUGUUGAUAAAGCUACAUCAUUAUAUGACUAUGACAAGCAAACAGAGGAAGAAAUUUCAUUUAAGGAAGGUGAUCGGUUUAAUAUAUUUGAUAUGAACGAUCCGGAUUGGUUUUUGGUGGGAGAUGCUCAGACUAAUCAACAAUUUGGGUACGUUCCGGCAAAUUAUCUCGAAGUUGGUGAACAGCAACAACAACAAAUUCCAGCACAACCUCAGACUCCUAGUCAAGGUCAAAGUGCUCCUGUUAUGUCUUUUGCUAAUUUUGCACCACCUCCAACCCACCGUGACAGGGGUAUGUCUGCGUCUCCGCAAUCACAACCACAAUUCCAACCACCCCCAGUGCAUCCAUCUCAAGCUCACAAUGAACCCGAGGAAUAUGAAAUUAAUGAGCCUCAAGAACAAGAGGUUCUUGAUAAUGAUAUUGAUGACGAUGAUGUCCCACCUCCUCCAAUGCCUUCUAGACCUUCAAAUGAAACUCCAGUUAGAGAAAAUAAGUAUCUUCCUACGCAGUACGGCCAAGAAGAUGAAGAAGAUAUUAAGGAUACAAAGGAACAUAAAUUUGAUGGUGAUUAUUUUACUUGGUAUAUAGAUGAAGUUGAUGGGCGUAAGAAGAGAGCUGUCAUAUUUUCAAUCGGUCAAGGAAAUGUAGUUUUAAAGCCAAACACAACAAAUCCUAAGAAACUUAAAUUAAAGUCUGCAUCGUCUCUUGAUCAGCAAUGGAAAAUUAGGGAUUUGACUGAUUUCAGCCAUGAGAAAAAGCAUUUAUUUUUAGAAUUUAAGAACCCUAGUGCUUCAAUUGAAUUGCAUACAGGCACCAAAGAUGUAGCCGAAGCAAUUAUGUCUAUUUUAGGAGAUUUAAAGGGUGCUGAAAAUGCUAAAGGAUUACAGGAGGUUGCUAGAGCUUCUCAGGCUUCGACAGGAGGGUCGAACAGGAAGAUUGGAAGACUUAUGUAUGAUUUCGAAGCACAAGGUUCUGAUGAAUUGAUGAGUAAGGAAGGUGACGAAGUUUAUAUUGUUAAUGAGUCAAAAUCUAAAGAUUGGUGGAUGUGUCAAAAUGUUGAAACUAAAAGGCAAGGUGUUAUUCCAUCAUCCUAUAUUGAAAUUGUUGGAACCUCAAACUUGGAGAAAUUGACAGAAGGUCCUCAAAGACAAAAAUCUACGAGAAGCGCUAGAUCCUCUAGGGGUAGGGUUGUGCAGAAUGAUGAUCUCGGUCACAGAAAAAGUAAGAAUCAUCAUCGUACCAGAGAAGAGCGUAACAAAAUCAGAGAAAAUGAUCGUAUGCAAAGAGACAAAUCCAGCCACGGUGAUUCAAAUGAUAAAUCAAUGCCGAAUUACCAUAGGGUUAGAACGUGGAUUGAUAGUUCGGGCUCAUUCAAGGUUGAGGCUGAAUUCUUGGGCUUUGUUGAAGGCAAGAUUCACUUGCAUAAAACUAAUGGUGUAAAGAUUGCAGUUGCCGCUGCAAAGUUAUGUCUCGAGGAUUUAGAAUACGUGGAAAAGAUAACAGGAACAUCCUUAGAAUCAUAUAAACAGGAAGUUACAAAGCAAAAUGUGAAAAGAGCCAAGCCUCAUCAAACUGGUGUUACUCAAUCAGCUACUUCCGCUAUUAAUGAUAUAGCUCCACCUCAACCCACAAGGCCAAAAACGACAACUGCUAUUUCGACUAGCGAACCGGAAUAUGAUUGGUUUGAGUUUUUCCUUUCUUGUGGUGUGGAUCUUGGCAAUUGUCAACGUUAUACUCUUAACUUCAAUAGAGAACAAAUGGAUGAGAAUAUUUUAGCGGACAUUAACCCUUCACUAUUACGUACAUUAGGUUUAAGGGAAGGUGAUAUUUUGAGAGUAAUGAAAUUCUUAGACAAUAAAUUUGAUAGAAAGAAGACAACCGCCGACGAACCAAAUGUUCCGGCGGGUGGCUUAUUUACAGAACCGACUGGUGCGUUGAAAAAUAACAAUUCAGCAGCGGAAGUUUUCAAAGUGGAUCCUAAAGCAUUACCAUCUCCUCUGAGAUCUGAAGAACAGAUCGCUGCACAACAAGCACAAUCCAACAAAUUUGAAGAUGAUGCAUGGGCAGUUAAACCAGCAGCUAGAUCCAGUGAAGACGUAUCAAAGCCCCCUGCCCCUGCUCCCACUCCUGCCCCUGCUCCUCAACAGCCACAGUAUACAGGUGCAUUGCAAGAUUUGGUUAAUAUCAAACCAUUAGAACUGAAUAAUAAGAAUGUACCGCCGCCUGCUCCUCAACAAGAACAACAACCAACUGCGCCAACUUUAACUCCGGUUAAAACUGGAAAUGGAGUAUCCUCGCAACCAACUAGCGGAGCAGUACCGGAUCAACGUACUGGUGGUUUAGUCCCUGUUCAACGUACUGGUGGUUUAGUUCCUGUUCAACGUACUGGUGGUUUGAUCCCUGUUCAACAGACGGGUGGUCUUAUGCCUGUUCAACCGACUGGAUUUAUGCCAAUAACUGCUCAACCAACUGGAUUUAUCCCAAUCCAAGCAACGGGAAUUUUGCAACCUCAACUUACUUUUGGAAUUGUUCCAUUACAAACUGGUGCUACCACUUUUACGGGGCAAGCAACUGGUCAGCAACAAAAAACUGGCAACAACAUUCCGCAAACAACUUUUGGUCAACCUGCAUUCCAACCAUUGCAAACUGGUAAUGUGACACUUCCUCAAACCUCAUUUGGUCAAGCACCAAUGAUGACUGGCCAAGCACCAAUGAUGACUAGCCAAGCACCAAUGAUGACAGGUCAAGCUACUGGUGGGAUGCCAUCUACGUCAUUUGGGGGCCAGUCAUUAUCUUUGCAAAGAACCGGUCCUAUGGUUCCAGCACAGAGAACCGGUGGCCAAAUUACCGGAGGCAUGAUGCCUCAGACCAGCUUUGGUCAAUCGAACCCUGUUAUGAUGCCACAAACAUCAUUUGGUAUGCAGAACACUCUGAAUAUGUUCCAACAAAUGGGAGGACAGACCACUGGUGGAUUUCAGCCUAAUGUCAUGCAGCAACAACCAUCAUUUGGGGGACAAGCUACUGGAGGAUUCCAGUCAAUUAAUAACAAUAUGCUGCAACAACCUUCGUUUGGCAACCAGAUGCCUGGUGGCUUCCAACCUAAUAUGCAACAACAGCCUUCUUUUGGUCAACCACAGAUGAUGCCACAAACUAGUUUCGGUAUCCAGCAACAACAACAGCAACAACAACAACAACCAUCAUUCAACCAGUUCCAGCAGCAACCUGAUAUGAACCAAUUGUCGAAUAUGUUCCAAAAUACGGGCAUUAAUGGAUCAAAUACAUUUAACCAGCCCCAAGCGCAAUUUCCCACGACAACAUUUGGUCAGCAACAUCAAUUCCAGCCUUUACAAUCACAACCUACAGGUGCGGGAUUUGGUAACGCUCCAUCUACCUUACAAAGCCAAUCUACGGGCGCAAGAAGAGCUAAUCUUCAAGCUGCCACACCUGAUAAUCCUUUCGGAUUUUAA
This is a messenger RNA of Debaryomyces hansenii CBS767, 3687 nucleotides long. It is a transcript of the gene SLA1, whose product is annotated as cytoskeletal protein-binding protein. Gene Ontology annotation, molecular function: cytoskeletal protein binding; ubiquitin binding; protein-macromolecule adaptor activity. Lineage: Eukaryota; Fungi; Ascomycota; Pichiomycetes; Serinales; Debaryomycetaceae. Bases 1 to 3687 code for a protein of 1228 amino acids. The record is from RefSeq and is a predicted model, not a curated record. The transcript has 2 exons.